CAACCCAUAAGUCUAAAUAGGAAGUCUUUAGAAAACCAACCUCUGAAAAAGUGGGAACGUCUUUUGGACCCUGUUGAUAGCGAGUUGAUACCGUCCUGGUUCCCGGCGGCACACAAACCUGUUAAACUAGGCAACAGAUGGAUGGAAUAUCAAGGUUUCAGAAACUGGGAAGGUUUGCUGGACCCGCUUGAUGAUAGUUUACGUGGAGAGAUUCUACGUUAUGGAGAUUUUGUUGAAGCUGCAUAUAAGUCCUUCGACUUUGAUCCUUCAUCGUCCACCUACGCCACCUGCCGGUUCCCGAAAAGCACAUUGCUGGAGCGGUCUGGUUUGCCUGAAACGGGUUACCGUAUAACCAAACACCUUCGUGCUACUUCUGGUAUCCAACUCCCACGUUGGAUAGAAAAAGCACCUAGCUGGAUGGCUACUCCGUCUAGUUGGAUUGGCUACGUGGCAGUUUGUCAAGAUAAAGAUGAAAUUACGAGGCUUGGACGAAGGGAUGUGGUGAUGGCUUUUAGAGGCACUGCUACAUGCCUCGAGUGGCUCGAAAAUUUACGAGCCACCUUGGCCCACUUCCCGAACGUAGACACUGACAAGAGUCCUGAAAGGUACGGACCAAUGGUGGAAAGUGGUUUUUUGAGCCUUUACACUUCUGGAACCACAAUGGGCCCAAGCCUACAAGACAUGGUCCGUGAAGAGACAAAAAGGCUUCUUCAAUCCUACGGGGACGAGCCUCUUAGCUUGACCAUCACAGGUCACAGCCUGGGUGCUGCUCUGGCUAUCCUCGCUGCCUAUGACAUCAAAACAACCCUCAAAUGCGCACCACUCGUGACCGUCAUCUCCUUCGGCGGUCCACGUGUCGGAAACCGUAGUUUUCGCAAACAUUUAGAAAAACAAGGCAUAAAAGUUCUUCGGAUAGUGAAUUCCGAUGAUCUAAUAACAAAAGUACCUGGGUUUGUGAUCGACGGAGACAAUGAGGUAGCAAAAAACAAGGACGACAACGUUGCAGGCAUUCCUAGCUGGAUCCAAAAACGAGUGGAGGAGACGCAGUUGGCUUACGCAGAGGUCGGAAGAGAACUCAAACUUAGCAGCAAGGAUUCUCCAUACCUAAAUAGCGUCAAUGUCGCUAGUUGUCAUGAGCUAAAAACGUACUUGCACUUGGUGAAUGGUUUUGUGAGCUCCUCUUGUCCAUUCAGAGCCACGGCCAAAAGGGUUCCGGUUCUGACUAGAUAA
Messenger RNA from Manihot esculenta (cassava), 1230 nucleotides. RefSeq names its product phospholipase A(1) DAD1, chloroplastic. NCBI's taxonomy places the organism in Eukaryota, Viridiplantae, Streptophyta, Magnoliopsida, Malpighiales, Euphorbiaceae. Gene Ontology annotation, biological process: lipid metabolic process. Bases 142 to 1230 code for a protein of 362 amino acids. The transcript has a single exon. Gene Ontology annotation, molecular function: glycerophospholipase activity. The record is from RefSeq and is a predicted model, not a curated record.